AUGUCUUCUUCUAAUCCCGGAGAACCAAUACCACAACUUGGAGCAUUAGAAGAAGAUGACGAAUUUGAGGAAUUUGCUGCAGAAGAUUGGAAUGAAACUGAAGAUGAUAAAGAAACGAAAUUAUGGGAAGAUAAUUGGGAUGAUGAAGAUGUGGAAGAUGAUUUCUCGACGCAAUUAAGAGCUGAACUCACUAAAGCACAAUCCCAACCACAGCCAAUGAAGAUGUAG
Molecule: messenger RNA, 228 nt
Organism: Ambispora gerdemannii
Lineage: Eukaryota; Fungi; Glomeromycota; Glomeromycetes; Archaeosporales; Ambisporaceae
Source: the annotation of a GenBank genome assembly